GGAAACCCCGUACUGACUGUGAAGGGACCCAAGAUGGCUGAAUACUCACGGGGGGACCAGUUAGCAAUUAUCUGAGCAAGAGGUCGCGAAUGAAUGGCAAAUAGCGUUGUAACGCAAAGCGUAACAUUGGAGUAAUUAUACGCGAACAGUUUGUUGGUUUGCAUAAUUUUUGGGAAUGCACGAAAACCAGUAUGGAGAGAGCGGUCUCUCCGCGGCCCCGAGCCAGAACAUGGCGGAACACUUGGGGCAGAAAUAGCGGCUAACGCUAGCUAGCUGGCCUAUUAUUCGGACACAAUUAGCAACAUAGGUCCGGGGAUUAACGCGGCGUGUGCGGUCCGCAGGUGUGAAAUAGUGUUGUCGGUGCACGGGUCUGGUCAUUUUACUUCAUACGGUCGUUUUGAACAUGUGGAGCGUAGACCGCUAGCGUACUAGCUAACCAGUUAACUCGCUAGGUUUGCUAGCUAGCGUAACUGGCUAACGUUGCCCUCAAGCGUACAGACUGUACUAUUAAGCAGGCGGACUGUUUUGGGAGCCAGCGGUCGUGGCUCUCGGGCUCAUUCCAAAUACUCCCCGCUGCACUGUGCGUUGGGACUUUGUGAUGUCUGCCAGCUCUUGUUUUGGCAAAUAUACACUUUAGCAAACGCCACUGCCCUCCACACUGUAAGAGUAGCCCGUCGCUAGCUUGCUACAAUGGUCUGCGAGCCGAUUCUGUGCGGCGCGUUGUUUGUAACGCGGGCGAGAUAAGUUGUUUUUUUUUGAGACGGCACGUCAAGAAUAAUCGGACACUGUAGUGGUGUCUGCGGAAUCGAACUCUUCCGUGGAUACUCGUCCAGGUGUUCCACGUUGCGGUGCAUCAAAGAAGCGUUAGCCCGGCUGACCACUGUGAAGUCGGCACCGCAUCGUAGAGGUGAACCGUUGUAAAAAAAAAAAAAAAACUAAAAAAACAACAACCAGGUGAUCUGAAGUUGUGGCGUUACCAGGUGAGGCAGACACCCGGUAGAAAGCCAAGAAAGGUCCAGGAGAGGGGGCAGAGGGCUGCCAUCACCUGGCAGGAUGACGGACACUCGCAGACGAGUCAAAGUGUACACCCUCAACGAGGACCGACAGUGGGACGACCGUGGCACCGGACACGUCUCCUCGGCGUAUGUGGAGCGCUUGAAAGGCACAUCUCUCCUGGUGCGAGCGGAGAGUGAUGGGUCCUUAUUGCUGGAGUCCAAGAUCAACCCGAACACCGCCUACCAGAAACAGCAGGAUACAUUGAUAGUAUGGUCAGAGGCGGAGAAUUACGAUCUGGCACUCAGCUUCCAAGAGAAGGCUGGCUGUGAUGAAAUCUGGGAGAAAAUAUGCCAGGUGCAGGGGAAGGACCCGUCAGUGGACAUCACCCAGGAUGUGGUGGAUGAGUCUGAGGAGGAGCGCUUUGAUGACAUGUCAUCGCCAGGUCUGGAGUUGCCACCGUGCGAACUCAACCGCUUGGAGGACCUGGCUGAGAUGGUGGCCUCCUCACUCCCGUCUCCACUGCGGCGCGAGAAACUGGCACUAGCCGUGGAGAACGAGGGCUACAUUCGCAAGCUCCUGGAACUGUUCCGCUUGUGCGAGGAUUUAGAGAAUCGAGAAGGACUACACCACAUAUACGAGAUCAUUAAAGGCAUCUUCCUGCUCAAUCGCACGGCACUCUUCGAGGUCAUGUUCUCUGAGGAGUGCAUCAUGGACGUCAUUGGUUGUCUGGAGUUUGACCCUUCCCUCCCACAGCCACGGCGGCAUCGGGAGUUUCUCACCAAGACGGCCCGCUUUAAGGAGGUGAUCCCCAUCUCUGAUCCUGAACUGCGUCAGAAAAUACACCAGACAUAUCGGGUGCAGUACAUUCAGGACAUGGUGCUGCCCACGCCCUCUGUUUUCGAGGAAAACAUGCUGUCCACCCUGCACUCCUUCAUCUUCUUCAACAAGGUGGAGAUUGUGGGCAUGCUACAGGACGACGAGAAGUUCCUGACAGACCUCUUUGCACAGCUAACAGAUGAGGCCACUGACGACGACAAAAGACACGAACUGGUGAAUUUCCUAAAGGAGUUCUGUGCAUUCUCACAAACGUUACAACCUCAAAACAGAGACGCCUUCUUCAAGACAUUGUCAAACAUGGGCAUUUUACCUGCACUAGAGGUCAUACUGGGAAUGGAUGACGUUCAGGUGCGUGGGGCAGCCACUGAUAUCUUCUCUUAUCUGGUGGAGUACAACCCCUCCAUGGUACGAGAGUUCGUCAUGCAGGAGUCUCAGCAGAACGAUGAUGACAUCCUCCUUAUCAACCUGAUCAUAGAACACAUGAUCUGUGAUACGGACCCAGAACUAGGUGGGGCAGUGCAGCUGAUGGGCCUGCUGCGGACGCUGGUUGACCCCGAGAACAUGCUGGCUACUGCUAAUAAAACGGAAAAGACUGAGUUCCUGAGCUUCUUCUACAAGCACUGUAUGCACGUCCUCUCAGCUCCACUACUGGCCAACACCACAGAGGAAAAACCUAGCAAAGAUGAUUUUCAAACCUCCCAGUUGCUGGCCUUGAUUUUGGAGCUGCUGACGUUCUGUGUCGAACACCACACCUAUCACAUCAAGAAUUAUAUCAUCAACAAGGACAUUCUUAGGCGGGUCCUGGUGCUCACUGCCUCUCAGCACGCGUUCCUGGCCCUAUGUGCCCUGCGCUUCAUGCGGAGGAUCAUUGGUCUGAAGGAUGAAUUCUACAAUCGCUACAUCAUGAGGAACUUUCUUUUUGAGCCUGUCAUCAAGGCCUUCCUCAACAACGGCUCCCGCUACAAUCUCAUGAACUCGGCCAUCAUUGAGAUGUUUGAGUAUGUCCGUGUGGAGGAUGUGAAGUCUCUCACGGCUCAUAUAGUUGAAAAUUACUGGAAGGCUCUGGAAGAUGUCGACUAUGUCCAGACGUUCAAGGGCCUAAAGCUACGGUAUGAGCAGCAGCGAGAGAGGCAAGACAACCCCAAACUGGAUAGCAUGCGCUCCAUCCUGAGGAACCACCGCUUCCGACGUGACGCUCGGACGCUGGAGGACGAAGAGGAGAUGUGGUUCAACACAGACGAGGACGACCUCGAGGACAGCGAGGCAGUGGUCCCUCCGUCUGACAAGAUGAAGAGCGAGGAGGACCUCAUGGAACCCAUAAGCAAAUUCAUGGAGAGAAAAAAAUUGAAAGACCCAGAGGACAAAGAAGUACUGGGGAAGUCCAGCCUGUCGGGCAGACAGAACCCCAGCUUCAAACUGUCCUUCUCCGGCUCCAAUAAAACCAGCCUGUCCAGCCCCCCUUCCUCCGCCUCGCUGAACCCAGGUUCUCCGGGUUCACCGGGGUCUCCGGGCUCGGUGGCACGGAGCUCACCAACCACCACGACCGUAACCACAAAGGGAGGUUUAGUGGGACUGGUAGACUAUCCCGACGAUGACGACGACGAGGAAGAAGAGGAGGAGGAGGAUGGGGAGAGUAAAGAGGACCUCCUGCCACCGUCGAAGAAGUCCAAACUGAGCUCCUAAAGAAGCGUCGCUGUCUCAGCUCGUGCGCCGCUGGGACAGUUUCAGUGCUUAGACUUCACACGAGAAUGAUCAAAACUUGUAAACAAAAUUGAAUGAACGAAAGCCGCCCCCCCUCUCCGUUGGCGGGCUGCCCACCGAGGAGCAGACUGAACAGAUUCGAAGCCUCCUCGGACUAACUCGUUCAAACAAGUGCCAAUCGGGAGACCGGGAUCGGGAAAAAUGUCUGAAAAGUGGAACAGACAAAAUGAAAGUUGGGAGGUGGGGGGAGGGGGGUCUCUCAAAAGAAUCUUCAGCAGACUCAAACAGUAUGACACAGGUUGGAGUUUGAUAAUUUUUUCGCAACCGGAGGAAAAGACCACAUACGAAAAACAUGUACAAGCAAACUGAAACCCCAGAGAGCUCGCGGGCUCGGACCAUAACCCUCUGCCCCCCCGCCCCCCACUCAGGGAAGGACAUCACAGCGGCCCAGAUGGGUCGGCCAAUUCAGACCCAGAACCACAACUCGCGCCCCAACCCCCCCCCCCCCCCCCCAGAAUCCUUUCUUCUUUUAUCACUCUCUUUGUCUGUUGCUUUUUGUCCCCCUCCCCUUUUUUAAGUUAGUAUAUAGGACCAGACGGGAGGCAGCAUGUGGCAAAGAGCUGUCCUUGUUGUCGUUUGAUGAUGUCAUCCGUGUCGUCGUUCUUCAGCGGACGUUCUUUCUGAUGAGAAAAAAAAAAGCCAGCAGUUUCUUCAUUAUUUUCUCUAAUUUUUUUCCUUUUUAUUUUCAAUAUUUGUCGAAGUCCUUUCUCAUGUUUUUUGUAAAUGACAACAAAAAAGACCUGCCUUUAAAUGUUCAGGACGUUUUCAGUCACACUUGAACAGGUUUUUAAAGACCUCAGUAGGUUGAGCUAGUUUUACCCUUUUUGCCCUUUGAAACUGCAGAUUUUUUGGAGAAUUUGUAAUCCCGUCUUGAUUAAAGAUUGAGUGGAAUUCUA
Messenger RNA from Scophthalmus maximus (turbot), 4490 nucleotides. RefSeq names its product SMEK homolog 1, suppressor of mek1 (Dictyostelium) (gene ppp4r3a). Bases 1054 to 3516 code for a protein of 820 amino acids. Gene Ontology annotation, molecular function: protein phosphatase activator activity. Lineage: Eukaryota; Metazoa; Chordata; Actinopteri; Pleuronectiformes; Scophthalmidae. Gene Ontology annotation, biological process: DNA damage response; protein dephosphorylation. The transcript is spliced from 15 exons. The record is from RefSeq and is a predicted model, not a curated record. Gene Ontology annotation, cellular component: nucleoplasm; protein phosphatase 4 complex.